AUGGAUGAGCCCAAGAAACCAGGUCGUCCUUCUAGCUUUAAUGAGCCUCCCAUUUGGAGUCGUUCAAAGGCCAACCUGGCUAAACCUUCCUGUCUCAGCUCCAACCCCCACGUUUUCAGAUCUAUCGGCAUUCACGCCGUGGCCAAGGACAACGGUUUGCGGCACAAGAUGCGGGGAAAUCUUAACCCUGCUCUAGAACUCACAUGUCGGGCAUUAAACAUGGGGAGCCGGCACACAAAAGAAGAGCCCAGCGGCAACCCCCCACGUAACAUAACCAGAUCAAGGUACAGACAGUAUCAGCCCAGCCAAAGGUUGACAGUCAACCUCCGGGGCUGA
Messenger RNA from Fusarium graminearum PH-1, 336 nucleotides. RefSeq lists its product as uncharacterized. NCBI's taxonomy places the organism in Eukaryota, Fungi, Ascomycota, Sordariomycetes, Hypocreales, Nectriaceae. The transcript has a single exon. Bases 1 to 336 code for a protein of 111 amino acids. The record is from RefSeq and is a predicted model, not a curated record.